This is a messenger RNA of Mizuhopecten yessoensis (Yesso scallop), 1299 nucleotides long. RefSeq names its product zinc finger protein 862-like. NCBI's taxonomy places the organism in Eukaryota, Metazoa, Mollusca, Bivalvia, Pectinida, Pectinidae. The coding region runs from base 76 to 1026 and encodes 316 amino acids. The record is from RefSeq and is a predicted model, not a curated record. Gene Ontology annotation, molecular function: protein dimerization activity. The transcript has 7 exons.
CCGUGCCAACCUGAAGGUGUCCUUUACAUCACUGGGUCAAAAGAUGAUCGUCCCAAGUCGAGUUGGGGGCACUAGAUGGCUCCCCCACACCCAGAGGGCGUUGAAGGCUGUCCUGACAGGAAAGGAUGCCAUCAUACAACACCUGGAGCAGAUGCAAGCCUCCCCUUCAGAGGCAAGGAAAGACUCCAGUGCCAAGGCCAGGAACUUCUUAAGGUUGCUAGGUUGCUGAAGGACAGUGCCGUUGUACUGUGGUUGCACCUGAUGCUUGACAUCAUUACUGCCCUCAGCAUGGUGUCAACCACAGCACAGCAGCAGGACAGCACCCUGGCUGACAUAUGGGAUGCCCUCGAUAGCGCUAAGCGAUGUCUGAGAAAAUACAUAACGACUGAUGGACCCUACCUGCGAAAGGCCUCGUCAUCAGAGACAGAAAAUGUACGGGAAAGCAUCGCAAACCGGAGGACAACAGUCCUCAACUCCCUCAUCGCAUGCACCACAGAAAGGUUUUCUGGCGACCUCCAUCUGUUCCAAGCCAGUCGAAUCCUGGCCCUGAACAAAUGGUCUGCCGACAUAGCAGACUUUGGAGACGACAACAUGCCUGUGUUGGUGGAGACAUGCGGGGAAGCCUUGAAGGCAUGCUGUCCUACUGUGGACCUGAUGGCCAUAGAGCCCGAGUGGAUGCUUCUGAAAACGGCUGUACAAAACAGGAGCAGACAGAAGGAGGCCCCACCUUUAACCUGGCCGAUGCUUCAAGAGAUGGAGGGAAAGAGGUGUAGCAACCUGUUCACCUUGGUGAACUACCUGCUUUCACUUCCGGGAUCCUCUGAAGACGCAGAGAGAGGAUUCUCAAGAAUGAAGAUGGUCAAGAAUGACUGGCGGUCCAGGUUGGGGGAUCAGAACCUCUCCGACCUGCUCCUCAUCCUUCUGGAGGUGGAGCCGGUGAAGAGCUUCGACCCCCAUGCAGCCAUCCAGCUGUGGUAUGCCGAGGGCACCAGGGCAAAGCGCCCAUUCUACAAGGAUGAAAUGUAGAAAUGCAAGAUCCCAACCACCCAGGCUGUGUUGGAGGCCGCAGGUGUGCUAGACCUGGUGACCGAGGAUGAUGUUGCCAUGGAAGAGGAGUCUGAGGAGGAUGCACUUAUGGUGGAGGAAGAGCUUCCAAUUGACUUUAAAGAUGACGAUGAAGAUGGUGAUGAUGAUGAUGCUGAUGAAGAGAGGGCUUCAGCACAGGACAUCAGGGAGCUUCAGCUGAAGUCUUACAAACUCUUAAAAAACAUGCUUGAGGCAUAGUCAAAUUAAAUUAUA